CUAAACUGUAAACAGGUUUCGAAUGAAUAUAUAGAAAUGUUUGCUGUAAUACACCGCGGUUAACGGUUGAAUAUAAAUAAAGUUUACACCAAUACAGGAGUGGCACAUCAUACUUUACUCGUAAUCUUCAACACAAUGGAGAAACACUGGACUGUCGGCCACAUUUUAGUGAUUUGUGUAUUUCUGAUUCAAAUUAUAUGGAUAUCUGCUCGAUCACUGUCUAUCGAGAGGACAUGUUCAUACGGAAAUAUGACAAUAUCGCCUGGAAAACGGUUUAAACCCGAACCUUGUAUGACAUGUCAUUGCUCGAGACACGGGGGUAGGGUGACCUGCUCUGUCAAGGACUGUCAAAAGGAGGUCAACUGUCUGAAAUUCGACAAGAUGUUCAAAUCGUGUUGUCCGAAAUGUUUAGAAUAUGGAUGUGCUCAUACAGAUGGGAAGAUCUAUCAGAAGGGAUCUAUAAUAGUAGAAACGGAAUGUAUUUCAUGUUACUGUCCAGACAAUGGAGGGGAAACGUUGUGCGAUGUGACACCAUGUGAGCCCCUGGCGUGUGCAAAUGCUAUUAAACGCCCCGGAGAAUGUUGUCCAUAUUGUCCUAAUGAUUCUACGAUGGAAUGGUCGCGAUCGCAUAGAUUAAAGUGAAGAAGAUAAUCAAAAAGUAAAAACAUGUGAUAAUGUGCUCUCGAUUCUUACCUUUCUUUUAAUUGCUUUUUCUGUUUUCGACCCGUUAUGUACUCAACUAGCAAGCUGGACACGAGUUUGGUAUGAUCUAGUUCCAUUAUAACCUCGGAAAACUGCUUUCCUUUCAAUUAACCUGGUGAAGAGAUGUAGUAAUGUGAUACUAGAAAAGCCCAAAGAAAAUGGAAAUCGAAUCUGGUUAAAUUUGUCUAUAUUUUUGUUCUUAUUUUAUUAAGAAAUAAAUGAAAAGGAAGC
Messenger RNA from Lottia gigantea (owl limpet), 933 nucleotides. RefSeq lists its product as hypothetical. Gene Ontology annotation, cellular component: AMPA glutamate receptor complex. The record is from RefSeq and is a predicted model, not a curated record. Gene Ontology annotation, biological process: negative regulation of BMP signaling pathway. Bases 136 to 642 code for a protein of 168 amino acids. The transcript is spliced from 2 exons. Gene Ontology annotation, molecular function: protein binding. NCBI's taxonomy places the organism in Eukaryota, Metazoa, Mollusca, Gastropoda, Lottiidae.